AUGCGCCUCUACAUUGUAAUUCUCGCGUUCUCGAUGUGCGCCUGGGUGGCCCUGGCCGCUGUCUCUGGCGUCGGCAACUCACGCAUCAACCAUGAUGGAGGACACGAAGCCAAGAUAGAGACUGUCGAUGAAACCGGGGCACCAGGCACAAUGACCGACGUCUCUGAAGCUGCUGCUGCUCCGGAUGCGGCGACCGAACCAUCUGCUGCCACUGCCGAGUCCUCAUUGCCUGACGCCAUCGCCAAUGGUGGUCAACCCCUUGGACCCCCACCUGGACCCAAAACACCCGCUGAAGAAAAGGCCGACUCUGUCUUGUCAUGCAUGGAAGUUUGCGGCGCAGACGCAGUUGUCUGCCUGAACAACUGUAUUACAACCGGUUACAACGUCCCCGCCGGACCUGUCCCUUCCGUCACCGCCUCGAUCCCUCCCCCACUCUCUACUGUCACCCCCACUACUGCCCCUGUUGCUGCUACGACUGCCGGUACUACUCCCAAGGCCCAGGGAUCCGGUGCUAUGUCGAUUAGCAGUAGCUACGGGAUGGGUUGUGCUGUUGUUGUUGUUGCUAUUGCUAGCUUCUUUGCUGUUUUGUAA
This is a messenger RNA of Linnemannia hyalina, 591 nucleotides long. The record is from the annotation of a GenBank genome assembly. NCBI's taxonomy places the organism in Eukaryota, Fungi, Mortierellomycota, Mortierellomycetes, Mortierellales, Mortierellaceae.